AUGGUCUCCGCAUACCCAGAUCUCAAAUCACUUAUAGGACAUGAUUUUGGAGAUGAACAGACACAAGCAGAGCUCGAGCUCAUAUAUGGGCUGCACAAGUUGGGCGUCUCCAAAUAUGUGAAUUUGCCUCAAUUGAUCGUCGUUGGAGACCAAAGCGUUGGCAAAAGCUCAGUGCUUCAAGCUGUGACAGAGAUUCCUUUUCCAACCGAUGAUAAGAUGUGCACUCGCUUUGCAACCGAGAUUGUGCACAGAAGAACUUCGCCAAGCGACACAGUUUCGGUGACCGUUGAGAUCAUUCCUGAUUCCAACGAAACUCAAGAGCGAAAGGAGUUAUUGUCCUCAUGGCGUCCGUUAGCUUUUGGGCCCACGCUUGACAAGGAAACCAUGAAUCCUAUAUUCAAGCAGGCAGAAUCUGUUAUCAUUGAAGACCGUGCCGAUUUCCGGCCUGGUAGAAGACCAAAAUACAAUAGAUUGAGUAGCUCUGUGCUACGCAUAACUCGACGUGGCCCCGAAGAGAAGAAUUUUGCGAUUGUAGACAUACCUGGUCUUGUUCGUGGAGAUGCUAAAAACACGGAGCAUCAAACAGCCAAAACUCUUGUCCAGCAUUACAUGCAUAACCCAAGAAGCAUCAUUGUGGCUGUUAUUGAUGUGAUCGAUCUCGAAAGGCAGGAAGUCCUGCAUAUGCUCGACGAUAUAGAGGACAAAGAGUCUAGGAUAGUUGGAGUUAUCAACAAGUGUGAUACCAAGCAAAAGCAAUCACACGACUGGGUUUUUGAGCUCAUCAAGAAUGAUGACCUAUCCCCACGAUACCUGAAAGAAGGGUGGUACGGUUUGCGUAACCGGGCACCAAUCGAAGCCAACAACAGCGAUGCAGAAAGAGAUGCUAUCGAGGAUGCCUUCUUUUCAGGCGAUUAA
Botrytis fragariae is the source of this 915-nucleotide messenger RNA. Its product is annotated as putative dynamin family protein. The record is from RefSeq and is a predicted model, not a curated record. Gene Ontology annotation, molecular function: microtubule binding; GTPase activity; GTP binding. The transcript has 6 exons. NCBI's taxonomy places the organism in Eukaryota, Fungi, Ascomycota, Leotiomycetes, Helotiales, Sclerotiniaceae. Gene Ontology annotation, cellular component: microtubule; cytoplasm; membrane. The coding region runs from base 1 to 915 and encodes 304 amino acids.